Molecule: messenger RNA, 2028 nt
Organism: Ylistrum balloti
Lineage: Eukaryota; Metazoa; Mollusca; Bivalvia; Pectinida; Pectinidae
Product: trichohyalin-like
Exons: 12
Coding region: 1-1590 (529 amino acids)
Source: RefSeq, a predicted model, not a curated record
AUGGGAGAACUAUCUACCAGGCCUGAUCAGGUCCUUCAACAUGUGUUCAAGCAGUAUGAUGCCUCUUGUAAGGGGGAAUUAAAUGCCAUACAGAUGCAAGCCCUCCAUGGAGAUGUGAGAGUUGGAGGGAUAAGUCUACCCCAGGUUGUGGAAUCCAUCAAGUAUGUAUGUGUGGGUGAUCACUGCCAGCCAACAGAGCUGCUCAACCUACUACAGGAAAUGGACCGCAGAUAUUAUCUCGUACAAGACCUCCGCUGGGAGUUCUCCCUGAUCGACCGCCAACAAAAGGAUACAAUCACUGUCGAUGAAGCAAGAUGGAUGGUGCAAACAGUUCAUGGCAAGUUUUUCUCCAGGAAGAAGUGGGAAACAUUUAUCAAGUCACGAGCAAUACCAGGGAGUGGUGUGUCUUUUGCUGAGAUAGAGGUUCUCCUGUGUAAUAUACCAAGUCGUGACGAAAGCAGGGAUGAACAGCUGGAGCUUGAAAGGGAGAGAGAAGAUCGGCUACGCAGACAGAAGUUGCUGGAAGAAGAGAAAGAUAGACUAAGAAAGCAACGGGAUGAUGAAAAGAGGAGACAAGAGGAGGAAAGAAGGAGACAAGAAAAAGAAAAACAAAAAAAUCUUUUCGAGGAUGAAGAACUUAGACGGAGAGAAGAAGAAGAGAGGCGGAGACAGGAAGAGGAAGAAGAGCAACGCAGAUUGAGAGAAUUGGAGAGAAGACAGCGAGAAGAGGAGGAAAGAAGAAAGAGGGAAGAAGAAGACCUUUACAAAGAUGUAGAAAAACUAGCUAAGCGUGCAGAGGAAGAGGAAAAACAGGCUGAGGAGGAGCUAAAGAAACACAAGAAGGAGGAUGAAGAACGUGAAAGACUGAAGAAAAGACACAGAGAACUUAGAGACCGGAAGAUGAGAUACAACCUGAAGGUCGCCAUCAAAUCUCGGGACAAAUACCAGCUGGAGUAUAACAUUACAGAGUUUAAAAAAGAGAAAGUGGAGGAUGUAGACAUGGAUCUCAUCAAAGCUGAGAAACUUCUUAAGGAACUCACCUCCAGAGAUGGUUUGAAGAGAGCCAUGACAAAGAGAGAAAUUGAAGAUCUGGAGAAGGCCAUUCAAACAGUCAAGAAACAUGGAUUUGAAGUACAGUUGGCUAAGGAGCUAGCAGAGGCCAACCAGUUGUUGGUACGACUGCGUCGUCUGGAACGCAUCCGGCAUGAGAUCCUGGAACUGAAGCAGUCGACUGUUGCAGAGAUUCGUAGUUAUCAGACGCCACCUCUGUUAGUCCACACCAUAAUGACUGCAACUUUCCUCCUGCUGGGUCACAAGGAAAAGGAAACAAAGGACUGGAAGGCAGUGCAGGCACUGGUAGGUAAGACUGGUAAGGAGAGUUUGAAACGUCGCUGUGUGGAAUGCAAACCUGAGGCCAUUCCUAUAGCUGCAGCAAAGCGAGCGAAAACCCUUCUUAACAAGUUUGAGCUUGACGAAGUCCGGGACGUGUCAGCAGGAGCAGCUACAUUUUAUGUGUUUUCCACAACCAUGAUAGAAGAAGCUUUGGACCUGGACGAGCAAAAGAAAACUGCUGCUGAGGGCUCCAAAUAGAAACUCUCAGAGGGAUCAACACUAAGCUGAUCACUAAUGAUUAAAGAGAGAGUGUGAAUGGCUCCCUAGGGAUCCUGUAAGGAAUGAGGAAUUACUAAUGAAUAAUGAAGAGUGUGAGUGGAUCCCUUGGGAUUCUGUAAAGAUUGGAUGAAAUCUAAGGAUUCUGCAUAGACUAAGAUUCCACUGGAGACUACAGUAAAAUAUCUCAGGAUUCUGUGUAGACGAGGAAUCAAUUUGAGACUAUAAGUAAAUAUCCAAGGAUUCUGUGUUGACCAGGAAUCCAUUUGAGACUAGAAGUAAAUGUCCCAGGAUUCUGUGUAGACAAGGAAUCCAUGUGAGACUAUAUGUAAAUGUCCCAGGAUUCUGUGUAGACCAGGAAUCCAUUUGAGACUAUAUGUAAAUGUCCCAGGAUUCUGUGUAGACAAGGAAUCCAUGUGA